This is a messenger RNA of Phycodurus eques (leafy seadragon), 1928 nucleotides long. RefSeq names its product translocation associated membrane protein 1 (gene tram1). Lineage: Eukaryota; Metazoa; Chordata; Actinopteri; Syngnathiformes; Syngnathidae. Gene Ontology annotation, cellular component: endoplasmic reticulum membrane. Gene Ontology annotation, biological process: SRP-dependent cotranslational protein targeting to membrane, translocation; protein insertion into ER membrane. The transcript has 11 exons. The record is from RefSeq and is a predicted model, not a curated record. The coding region runs from base 172 to 1281 and encodes 369 amino acids.
GGCGUGGACCCUCCCACUCCAGCACAAGAGUGACACGCCAUUUAAUCGCCGUCUGGCCCGACGCUGCUCGGAAACAGGAGGGGAACCGCCGAGCGCCUCCACGUCGAAAGCAGCUCACAUUUGAUAUUGAGAGUAGCCGCCGUCGAAGAAGCAACGCCGAAUCGCGUAGAUAUGGGUAUCCGAAAAAAGAGCACCAAGAGCCCGCCGGUGAUGAGCCACGAGUUCGUUAUCCAGAACCAUGCCGAUAUUGUGUCCUGCGUUGCUAUGGUGUUCCUCCUCGGGCUCAUGUUUGAGGUCACGUCCAAGUUUGCAGUGUUGUUCAUCACUGUGCAGUACAACGUCACCAUCUCAACAAACGGCCCAGAGGAGACGGCCGUCAACCACUUCCACAACGGCAUCAAAGACCUGGCCACCAUCCUUUUCUACAUGUUGGUGGCCAUCAUCAUGCACGCCAUCAUCCAGGAGUACGUUCUGGACAAAAUCAAUCGGAAGAAGCACUUCUCCAAAACCAAACACAGCAAGUUCAACGAGUCGGGCCAGCUCAGCGCUUUCUACAUGUUCUCCUUCGGCUGGGGCGCAAGCAUGCUCUUCUCUGAGAACUUCCUCUCCAAUCCUGGUUCGCUUUGGGAAGGUUACCCCCACAUGCUGAUGCCACUGCAGAUGAAGUUCUAUUACAUCUGCCAGAUUGGCUACUGGCUUCAUACGCUCCCUGAACUCUACUUCCAGAAGACAAAAAAGGAGGACAUUCCGCGCCAGCUGGUGUACAUCUUCCUGUACUUGGUCCACAUCGCCGGUGCCUAUGUCCUCAAUCUGAACCGUCUGGGUCUGGUCCUGAUGGUGCUGCACUAUUUUGUGGAGCUUCUCUUCCACGUUUCCCGCCUCAUCUAUUUCAGCAACGAGAACAGACAAUUGGGCUUCAGAGUGUGGGCCGUCCUGUUCGUCCUCGGGCGUCUCCUCACGCUGUCCCUCUCCGUCCUCACGCUGGGCUUCGGCCUGGCCAACGCAGACAACCAAGGCUUCGAUUUGGCCACGGGAAACUUUAACAUUAUUUUCGUGAGGAUCAGCGUGCUGGCCGGCGUGUGUCUGACACAGGCCUUCAUGAUGUGGAAAUUUAUCAAUUUCCAGCUGCGCCGCUGGAGAGAGCACACCUCAGUGCAGACCCUCAAGAAGAAACAAGGCCCCUCCAAGAGCAAAGCAAAGAAAGAGAGAGCCAACGGCAUCAACGGAGUCAACUCUCACGCCGCAGACUCGCCGAGAUCCCGGAAGGAGAAGUCCUCUUAAGAGACGCUCCCUCCAACUCCUUCCCGCUCGCCUGGGCCCCUUCCCUUGCUUUUCGAGAGGUCUCCGAAGUGGAAGUCUGAUGGAUUUAUGCGUCGUCGGAAAGGCCGCUCCGCUGUGGCAUUUUUUUGGGGGGGGGCGGGGAAGAACCAACUAAUUAUGGAAUAAACUAUUACAAAAAAAAUAUUUAAAAAGUGCCUAUCGAUACAGAUCGUUUUGUACAGGGUGUGUCAUUUUUAAAAUUGUGUCUUUUGAUGCCCCCAAGUCUCUCAUUUCAUCACUGCCCACCAAAAAAAAAAAAAUAAUCUUGUAUUUUUAUGAAUUGUCUCUUUCCAUUCAGUGUCUUAUUCUAACCACUCUAUAGCUUUGGAUCUCCUUUUUGUAGCAAAGCAAAUGACGUCACAGGCCGACAAAGGUGAAACAUGCAAGUAGAUGUUUUUUUGUUUUGUUUUUAUAACCAGAACACCCAAUGGGUGUUAGAUGAGGACUCCCAUUUAAGUAAGGAAGCCAUUAAUAAUAAUGCUGGUGGAGAGAGGAAGCUGUGUUUUGCUGCAUUUCUAUUAUUGCUUAUAAGAAAAAGAGGGCUUUGUUGUAAAAGUGUAGACUGUUUUCCUGUUUUUGACUGUGCCAAAUAAACCAGAUUGACUGUU